Molecule: messenger RNA, 2424 nt
Organism: Dalotia coriaria
Lineage: Eukaryota; Metazoa; Arthropoda; Insecta; Coleoptera; Staphylinidae
Product: neuroendocrine convertase 1-like
Exons: 7
Coding region: 453-2327 (624 amino acids)
Biological process (GO): peptide hormone processing
Cellular component (GO): membrane; neuron projection
Molecular function (GO): serine-type endopeptidase activity
Source: RefSeq, a predicted model, not a curated record
ACGCGUAUUUAUGCAAUUUUAAAAUGAGACCAGAAGGGCAAUUAAAUCUGCUUGUGGGUGGUCGUCUAAUCCGGUAAUCCACCCUGACGUGCGUCUUUCGCUCUUCCGGCGCGUGUGUCGACAAAUCCAAUUGUUUUCCGUAUUCUUUUUCUUGGCGUUUGUUUUCGAGCAUUAAUCGCGUUAGUUGCGAGAAAUUACACGUGUACAUGGCGGAGGCGGUGGCGGCAGCGUUGGUAAUAGUGGGGAGUGCAUUUUAUCACAUUUUAUCCGUGAAUCUUCAUUUAUCUUUUGCGAUCGCAUUCGGUUUCGGCCACUUGUGCUCCGUUUGCGUAGCUGUAACAACGUGAAUUUGUAUUAUAAUCCGAGAUGCAAUCACAGUCGGUGUUAUUUCUUUUUUAUUGUUGGUACGAAUAGGAAAAUCACAUGUGCACGAAGAAGAAGUUGUGGUGAAGAUGUUCGGAGGGCCUUUGCAGGCGAGAAUGGUCGCUAAUGAAAUGGGAUACUAUUUUAAAGGACCAGUAAAAGGCUUCCGAGACACAUACGUGCUAAUACCAAUGCAAUUCCACACGGACACCACCCAUCAGAAACGUGGCGCAUCCAACAACAAGAGAUUGGUGGAUGAUUAUCGCGUGGAAUGGGUGCAACGCCAACGGACAAAAAGCCGACAAAAACGCGAUUUAAUACCAACCGACACGUGGCGGAAACCAUCCCCACCCUCACACAAUAGUUUUAACGAUGAAUUAUGGAGUCAGGAAUGGUACCUUCAAGACACCAGAACAAGGCCCGAUUUACCUAAAUUGGACCUAAAUGUACUUCCGCUGUACCGUUAUGGUGUGACUGGUAAAGGUGUGCGUGUUUCCAUACUAGAUGAUGGCAUAGAAUACACCCAUGAUGAUCUCAAACGUAAUUAUGACCCUGAAAUUAGUUACGAUUGUAAUGAAGAGGACCAUGAUCCUCUACCAAGAUAUGACCCAGAGAAACAAAACAGUCAUGGUACUCGAUGUGCAGGGGAGGUAUCCAUGACUGCUGAUAACAGGAAAUGUGGUGUUGGUAUAGCCUAUAAUUCCCGGAUUGGUGGUGUGAAGUUAUUAGAUGGUUUGGUGAAUGAUCGUAUUGAGGGUACAGCUCUUAGUCAUGCUAGACACUUGGUGGAUAUUUACAGUGCUUCCUGGGGACCUAAUGAUGAUGGUAAAACUGUGGAUGGACCAGGGAGACUUGCCCAGGAAGCUUUGGAGAAAGGUGUUGAAGAGGGACGUAACGGGAAAGGGUCUAUAUUUGUGUGGGCUUCUGGUAAUGGAGGGUCACAAGGUGAUAACUGUAACUGUGAUGGUUAUCUGACCAGUCCGUAUACCAUCUCGAUAGGUAGUGCUAGUCAACGUGGGGAGUUUCCAUGGUAUGGGGAGGCAUGUGCUUCUACUUUAGCUGUGACUUAUUCUUCUGGGGCUUACCAGGACCAGAUGAUUGCUACUACAGAUUUGCAUAAUGAGUGUACAAUUAAACACACAGGAACAUCAGCGUCUGCUCCCUUAGCGGCUGGGAUAAUCGCGCUUGCACUAGAAGUCAAUCCAGAAUUAACAUGGCGUGAUGUGCAACAUUUGAUUGUAUGGACUUCGGAAUUAGCACCAGUGGCAGACAACCCAGGAUGGAUCCAAAACGCUGCUGGACUAUGGACCAACACCCGCUUUGGUUUUGGUCUCAUGAACGCCUUCGCUUUUGUAGCAACAGCUGCAAACUGGACCCGCGUACCAGAAAAGUACACGUGUCACGUAAUAACCCCCUCUAAUAUAAACAUCAACACUUCAUUUUCAUACGGUUCUCCUACCACGAUCCCACUUGAAACCACCGGAUGUUCAAACACAAAUCACGCCCUUAAUUUCAUCGAACACGUAGAAAUCGAAGCGGAUAUCGCGUAUACCAUCCGGGGAGCAAUCGAAAUCCACUUGACUUCACCACAUGGCACCAAAGUGCAAUUACUAGGCACUCGAAAGCUGGACAAGUCACCGGACGGCUUCCGCAAGUGGAAAUUCAUGUCUGUGAUGACCUGGGGUGAGAGAGCGCAAGGCACAUGGAUCCUACACGUGGCAGACAAUUUGGGACCUGAAGGCAACCACGGUCACGUGUCAAAUGUGUCUUUAAUUCUCCACGGAACCCGACUACCACCCACACAUACCCGUAAUGGUCCACGUGAGUACAACCACGAGUACAAUCGCGUGAGGAAUCGCGUCGGCGCAUUGAAACAUGAGUCCCUUGAUCAACUCUACGGAUAUGACUUGAAUUUACAGCAAGUAUUUCAAACUUUUGCUGAAGAUUACGAGGAAAAUGCUUGAAAGAAUUUAAUCGAUUUUUAAUUGACACCUAGAGGUGUAUGUACACAAAGAGAUUAUUUUAUUAAACACGUUGUACGUUGAUCGAAUGUGGUGCAUA